CGGUGUUAACAGAGGCGCACACAUGCUUUCGCAAUUCACAUUUCCCUGCUGGUCCGGUUAUAGUUUUAACUUUUACGUAAUAACGUCACAUUUCUGAACUUCUAAGACGACGGCGAUAACAUUGUGGAAUUUUAAGCAGUUCUGUAAUUGUAUUCUGCUCAAAUUUUACAAAGCGUCUAAUUGUUGCUACUGUAUCUUUUUGUGAAUUUUACCCUCGGUGUCUGCUUAGACACAGCGAGCACUGUGCAUUCAUUCACUUUACUUUGACCUGGUUUUCUGUCCCAGUUGAGUUCUCGAGGAAGGUGAAGGAACUACGCAGCGCACAUAACGUUUUGUGAUUUAUUUCACCAUGACAAAACACUGGUUUUUCGGGAAAAGUGAUCAGGUCGCUCACGAACAUUCGGGAAAGUAUUAUUACAGUUCAUCACUGUUUUCCUACACCUGGGAACAGCUGGUUACCGCGUUCUGGCUGCGAUAUCCGAACCCUUAUAGUUCGCAUGUGCUGUCGGAGGAUGUACUGGAUCGACGACUGACAGACGAUGGAAAAGUCGUGACAAUCAGGGUGCUGUCCAAGACGAACCACAUGCCCAAAUGGGGCGAGCGCUUCAUCCGCGGACCCCAGCACGUGUAUAUUGUGGAGGAAUCCAUUGUGGAUCCCGUUAAUAAAACCUUGACGACGUAUUCCAAGAAUGUCGGCUACACGAAAGUCAUGACAGUGGAUGAAAAAUGCGUAUACCAACCCGUUAGUAGCGAUCCGUCCAUGGCCGAACUGGCUCGAUCCGCCUGCAUAGAAUCACAUGUUUUCGGCUUCGCGAAGGCCAUCCAGGCCUUCGGUGUGGAGCGCUACAAGCGCAACACCACCAAAACGACCAAUGGUUUCCUGUACAUUCUGGAGCACCUCUUCGCAGCAUCCCCUGCCUCGGACAAAGGCCCGGAAUCGCUUUCCAGCCGAAUUAGCGCGCUGACGGCCAAAGCGGAGACGUUCCGGGAACAGGCGCGGAAAGCGAAAGAAAUGGCCAAAACGAAGACAUCGGAUUUCCUGCAUGCUUCCAACACAUCCGGAGUUCCGCAGUCAGCAUCAUAAUGCUUUGGAUUUAUGUUCAGAUUAAGAUUCUGCCCUAGAGAAGAGCACAAACUCGUUUGCACAAAUGAAGUGAGGACAGUUGGUAUGCCGUGAACACGAGAUUUGUUUGUGUAUCAUACAUCUUUACUUAACACCGACAAAGCAGUGUUGGCAGAAUAAUCCCGUUGGACUAAAAUUUUUAUUCUGUAUUAUCCAAUUAUGCUCCGUUUUUUAUAUCUGUUUUUGGUUGUUUAUGUGUUUUUCCUGAUUUAUCGAAUAAUAAAAUUCUGA
This is a messenger RNA of Paramacrobiotus metropolitanus, 1354 nucleotides long. Its product is annotated as PRELI domain-containing protein 1, mitochondrial-like. Gene Ontology annotation, biological process: phospholipid transport. Gene Ontology annotation, cellular component: mitochondrial intermembrane space. The record is from RefSeq and is a predicted model, not a curated record. The transcript is spliced from 3 exons. Gene Ontology annotation, molecular function: phosphatidic acid transfer activity. Lineage: Eukaryota; Metazoa; Tardigrada; Eutardigrada; Parachela; Macrobiotidae. Bases 350 to 1084 code for a protein of 244 amino acids.